AUGGCUCCCACCAAGCGCUCCUCCGGUUCAGCACCUCUUGCCCCAAAGCGCCCACGACUCCCAAAACGACCUGAAGAACAUGAAGAUUUACUGACUGACGAGUCUGAAAUAUCUUACCGAACAUUGACUCCACUGCCAGCCCGAACUCGGAGUAGUCAAUCGACCACCGCCGCUCAAAUAACUCGGAAAGGUCUUCUCCGUUCCUCCGAAACCCCCACUGGGAGGAGCAGUCCUAGGAGGGUAGAAUUUCAUCUCCCCGAGGACCAUACUGAUAAUUUUGAAGCGCAGGAGGAGCCUGAGGCAAUUGAGGCGCCAGAGGUGGAAGAAACUGUUGAUACUAGCCACUCAGACUAUGAUGAUGCUCCGGAGAAUGACCACGAGAGCUCUGAGGAGGAUGAGGAUGAACCGGAGGAUGAACCUCAAGCCCCCCCCCCAUCUUACACCCAGAAGUCUCAGACUGUCGGAAAGAGACCUCAUACAGUUCAGCCGACUACUGCCAGAGCACUGGGCAAUGCUCGGAGGAAACCAACUGGCGCGGUAGCGGAGGUCAUUGCUUCUUCCAACGUGUCGGUGGACGUGAGGGGAACUCGACCGGGCGCGAAAGUAAUACGUAAACAAGGUCAAGGGAGAGCAGCACCCACUUCAGCAUCCAGCCAGAAUGCAUCCCAGAGAGCACUCCCGGCAUCCCAGAGAGCACCCCCAACACCCUCACAAUCUAGGCCCUCUGCACCUGUUUAUGCUCAUGAGUAUACCUCUUCUACGCGCCAUAUCGAUUUUUCCUCGAUGUGCUCUCGAUACGGGGAGUCGUCCCCCACUUACCGGACAUAUCGUUCUUCACCGCCUAGCGAGGUGAUUGGCGAGAACUCUGUGAGCAGUCGUCAGAUUCCUUCAAGCCAACUUCACGGUCAAGGUAGAUCGCGAAGAGUCUACGAAAUCGAGUACCUUCCCUCAUCUAGGGAAGAGGACGAGAGUACUCCGAUGCCGGAAAGCGAGGGUAUUUUGAUUCCAGGAAGCGAGGUUAGUAUUCCGGAGGACACUCACGACGUCUUUGAGAACACUGGCGACAUUCCUUCGAGCCAAUUGACUCAGAGGUCUGUGGUCCCUAACUCUAGGAGUGCAAAUGUGCUGUCAGUGCAGGCUCAGAGGAUUGAGAAGGAGUGUAGCGUGUUAAUCGGGGAGCAUACUCUUCUACAUGAGCCCUUUCUGUAA
Messenger RNA from Morchella importuna, 1209 nucleotides. RefSeq lists its product as uncharacterized. Lineage: Eukaryota; Fungi; Ascomycota; Pezizomycetes; Pezizales; Morchellaceae. The record is from RefSeq and is a predicted model, not a curated record. The transcript has 2 exons. The coding region runs from base 1 to 1209 and encodes 402 amino acids.